Drosophila arizonae is the source of this 4260-nucleotide messenger RNA. It is a transcript of the gene tapas, whose product is annotated as tudor domain-containing protein 7 tapas. Gene Ontology annotation, cellular component: P granule. NCBI's taxonomy places the organism in Eukaryota, Metazoa, Arthropoda, Insecta, Diptera, Drosophilidae. The record is from RefSeq and is a predicted model, not a curated record. Gene Ontology annotation, biological process: piRNA processing; P granule organization; spermatogenesis.
UGUAUAUAUUAAAUAGUCGAAUCAUUCUCAACAAUGUCUUCGGAGCACGAAGAAAUUUUGAAGGAUGUCACCAUUGUGGUGCGCUCAUUGAUAACUUCUAUCAAGCCGCCGGUCAGCUUGCAAUGCAUAGAGCGCGACUAUAUGAAAGUGGAAUAUGCGCCAAUACCUUAUCGCAGCCUUGGCUAUCGUAAUACCCUCGAAUUAUUGGAGAAGACAAAUGCAUUCAAUUUUCAAAAAGUCGGAACACAAAUCUUUGUCACCGCCAAGCCCAACCCCAAAUCGGCGCACAUUGCUUCUAUGGUACGUUUUCAAAAGCCGCCCAAGAAUAAGCCCAAUUUACGAACAUCGCCCGCCCCGUUGCCUGCCCGCCCAAACAUACGCGUAACUGUCUCUGGCAAUAACAAUGUGCGAUCAGCUGUGAACAGCAACUACCACCAAAGUAGUCAACAGGGGCAACGCGCUGCCUCACAACAGUAUCACCAACAGCAACAAUAUCACCAGCAGCAUCAGCAACAGUUGGCGCAGCAAAAGGCCCAACAAUACUCGCCGCGAAAGGAUCUGCUAGGCUUGCGUGCGGAACUGGUGCAGAAGCUCGAACAAUUGCGUCUGCAACAGGAGCAGCAGCAGCAGCAGGAACGUGACAUCCAGCGUCGUCAGGCAGAGUUGCGCGAGGAGCAGAAACAGCAAAAGUUGUUGUUGCAGCAGCAGCAGGCUAAGAUCGAUAUACAGAUUCUGCAGCUGCAGGAACGGCACGAGCGUGGACUAGAGGCACAGGCGCGCACCAUUGAACAGCUGCAGGCGGAUCGCCUGGCGUUGAAGCGUCACUUGGAAAUCCUAGAGCAGAAGCAUCGUGAAGAGAAGGUAGCUGUGGCAAUAGCAACAGCUCAAUAUCAGAUCGCAGUCAACGCUCGGCCCAAAGUGGCAGAGCAAGCAAAGAGUUCGCUUCAGCCCACGCCUCCAGCUUCACCUGUCACAGCUGAGAUGAACGGCAACGCAACGACGGCGGCUGCCGCCAGUGCCCGCAAGCCCCAUCUGCGUCCCAUAUUGGGCAAUAGCGCGCCAUCGCAGCGUCCGGCUCCAAUGAGACAGCCAGCGGCAGAGUCUAAUCCAGGCCCCGCAGCCGUCGCCGCUCCCAAUAAAAGGCCAAUGCAUCCGCGUGCUCAGUAUCCAAAUUCGCGUCCCACUGGCGGCCUCUCUGUCAACUAUAGAUUGAAGCAACAGCAAACGGCAGUUGUUCCACCACGAGCAACAGCAGCAGCAGCAGCAACUUCGCCAACAAAUGCUUCGCCAGUUGAGCUGAUAACUCCACCAGCUUCGCCAGAGAAUGCAGCUGGCAACAAUGCUUCGACGCCAGCUGCAGCUGCGCAGCAGCCGCUGUUGCAGCUUCAACCAAUACGUGCCGAUAUCCACUUCAAGUUCGAUCCAGCAUACGAUGCAAUCUCCUCGCUGAAGCAAUAUUGCGUCGUGUUGGGCUAUCCGCCGCCAGCGUACGAGUUUUACAGUGCGAAUAAAACCAAAAUGCUGCACUGCAAGGUGCGCAUCGGCGAGACCAUCUACACCAGCUAUCCGGAGGCGCACUUCGAUGAGCCAACAGCAAUGCAGCGCACCGCUGAGGUGGCCGUUGAGCGACUGCAGGCGCUCGAGGCGCGCAAACAACUGUCGAUUCUCAGCGAUAAUGAAUUUCUCGAUGGCCUGUACCAGGAGCUGAUCAAGCAUCCGCAUGGCAUCGUCAGCCACAAGCUGCCCGAAUGGUACGAGGCGAAUGUGAGGCGCCAGGUGCCCAGCAAUUGGUGGUCCCUGAUCAAUUCGUCGCCCAAAAUGCGCAUCGAGAGCAGCGUCAACACGCACAUUGUAUUUGCCAAUACUGAAAGCACUUCGCCCGUCGCCUUGCAGCAGCCGAGCAAUGUUGGACCGUUGGCCAUGCCAGAGCUGCAGCUGCCGUGGGCGGAUGGCCAGCUGGAUUGGAGUAUGUACAUCACACACUGUGACAACACGACGCAUGUCUGGGCGCGCCUGAUCGAUCAGAGUGCACAGUUCGAGAAGUUGACCGAGCAGCUGAAUGCGCAUAUGUCACGCCUGCAGAAUCGUCAGCCGGUGCCACAACAGCCCGUGGAGCAGCAGAUCUAUGUGGUGGAGGUCAGCGAUAACUGGAAUCGUGUGCGUGUCAUAUCGUUGGAUGCGGAGCAGCGGCAGUGCAGCUGCCACUUUGUGGACUUUGGCGACGAGGUGAUCUUCAGCUAUGACAUGCUCUAUGUGUGUCCAUCGAAAUUCCUUUCGCUGCCCGCUCAAGCCGUGUGCCUCAGCAUGUAUGCCCUAGACAAGUUCGAGGAGCACCCUCAUGCACUGCCCGUGCUGGCCAAGGAGCUGGCCGGGCAUAGCGUUGUCACUCGCAUCAUUACCAGCGAGGCACAAUUCCUCAAGGCUGGUGGACUGGCUCAGGGUGUGCUGCUGCCCCAGCGGGAGACAUCCGCGACAGAAGAGAAUGGCAGUGGAGUAUCGCUGGUGAGGCGUGCGUGCAUUGUGGGCACCUUCUAUGAUACCUCCACAGCGGAGGAUAUUCAUCUGAAUGAUUUGGUGGCCAAUCAGAUUAUUCGCAAUACGCCCGCACCGAUGCUGAAGCUGGAACAGAAGCCGAAUCAUGUGCUCGUCUCGCACGUGAACGACGUGGGCGACCUGAUGGUGCAGCUGCCCAACGAAGAUCUCAAGUUUGUGCAGCGCAGCAUUGCCCGGAUCAUGAGCGACAGCAGCGAACAGCAUCGCGUGCGCUACUCCGAUCUGCUGCACGAUCAAUUGGUGUGCGUGUGCGACGAGGCUGGCGAUGGGCUGAAGCAGUGGUAUCGUGGAAUGCUCACCGCCAAACCGAAGAGUCCCGAGGAGGAGGUGUUCGAUGUGUAUUACGUGGACGAUGGACGAUUGCGCAAAACGCACAUCUCCAACAUUUAUCGCCUGGAAGCGAACAAUCUGGCCCUUGCCUCCUAUCCGGCUCAGGCCUUGCGCGUGCGUCUGCACGAUGUGCCGCCGAUAGAUAACCAAAUGGUGGUCCGACUACGUGGCCUGCUGUCGCCUCAGACGCCAGUGCUGCUCAAGGUCACGGAGGGCGCCAACGAUAAGCUGCCGAUGGUAACGAUUCAUGCUCGCGGUCAGGAUAGUCUCUAUCUUUGCCUGAACAGUGCAAUUCGUGUGGAGUACGAAGUGCAGAGCACGACUCGACUGGAGCCGUUCGAUGACUGCGGCCUGCACUUCAGUCCCAGCGGUCAGCUGAUUCGUCGCAGCAGCUUCAGCUCCACGGUGUCCAGCCAGAGCAGCUGCAGCGAUCAGCCGACAGUAGCAGCAGCAGCCGUUGGGCUUGCCUCGCCGCCCACCACGCCCAGCAAGGCGAAGAGCAGCCCCCUGCUUCCCGUACUAAAGGAGUACGAGGCCAUACCCGCUGUCGGUGCCUACUUCGAGGUGCGCGUAGCGCUCUCUGUGAAUCCAGGUCACUUUGCAGUGCAGCCAUACAAGUGGUAUAAUCAGCUGCAGCGCAUGAUGAAGGAUCUGCAGGCGCAUUGCAAGAGUCCAGCAGCGCAGACCGUGCUGCCGGCACAGCUAAGCAUUGGUCAGCCCUAUGCGGCGGCAGAUGCCGAUGGCGUCUAUCAUCGCGUAAAUAUACGAAAGAUUUACGAUGAAAUGAUACACGUGCGCUAUGUGGACGCAGGCGACGAUGGAGUCGUGCGCUGCAAUCAGCUGUUGCAGCUAACACCGGAGUUCAGGGAGCUGCCUAUGAUGGCGCUGCCGGCACAGCUUCAUGGCAUUCAACUGGCUGGCAUCGACUGGACGCAGGAGAAUUGUUUGCGGUUUCGUAAGCUGACGCUGGGCCAGAAAUUUAUUGGCAUUGUGAGACGCGUGGAUAAGCUGAAGGAUGAGCGGCGUGCGCUCAGCUUGGAGCUGAUUGAUACCUCAACGCCGCAGGACAUUAAAGUGCACGAAACACUGAUAAGCGAGAAACAUGCGCUGCCUGCACCAUGAUACCAUACUAUAACGAUCUUCCUCAAUUAACGACUCAUUUGUUUUGUUUAGGUUUAUUUGUUUAACUGAUGUGUGGCCCACAGAUGCAUAUAAACACAUACAUACAUAUAUAUAACUAUGAGAGCCAACAUUCCGAAAUUCUAUAGUACCUAAGCAUAUGUAUAUCUAUUAUUAUUAUUAUUAUUAUGUUACUGAGUUGUAUUCAAACGCAAAGCGCAACAAUAAAUUAUGAUAUUUUGCUACCGAGAGAAUGGA